This is a messenger RNA of Raphanus sativus (radish), 306 nucleotides long. RefSeq names its product putative defensin-like protein 307. NCBI's taxonomy places the organism in Eukaryota, Viridiplantae, Streptophyta, Magnoliopsida, Brassicales, Brassicaceae. Bases 1 to 306 code for a protein of 101 amino acids. The record is from RefSeq and is a predicted model, not a curated record. The transcript is spliced from 2 exons.
AUGGAGAAAUCAACUUUGAUAUUCACUGGUAUCCUAUUUUUUUCAACAUGUACACCAAUUCUGGCACGAACUGGAUAUCAACCUUGCAAGAGGAACUCUGAUUGUGCUAGACUCAAAUGUCCAUCACCACUGGGACACUCCACGUGUGUGAAGGGUGGUUGUCAAUGCCCUUUUGAAGAACAUGCGGCAUUACCAGAUGAUACCAACUGUGGUGUGGCUACUUGCUUUGACUAUUGCAAGGCAAAAGGAGAAAUAUUUCAUGUUUGUCUUUUGAACCAUUGCUACUGUCGCAAACCUCCCACGUAG